Molecule: messenger RNA, 2074 nt
Organism: Jaculus jaculus (lesser Egyptian jerboa)
Lineage: Eukaryota; Metazoa; Chordata; Mammalia; Rodentia; Dipodidae
Gene: Pak1ip1
Product: PAK1 interacting protein 1
Exons: 10
Coding region: 50-1198 (382 amino acids)
Molecular function (GO): protein binding
Source: RefSeq, a predicted model, not a curated record
GAAGGGCCCUCCUCGGCCUCCGUCCCCGGCCGGUCGCGCGCGCGGCUGCAUGGAGCUGGUGGCGGGCAGCUACGAGCAGGUCCUCUUUGGGUUCACGGUCCACCCGGGGUCCGGUUCGAGGGACGGCCGCGAGAAAUGGACUGCUGUGGCUGACUUCACUCACCACGCCCACACCGCCUCCCUGUCGGCUGUGGCUGUGAACAGUCGCUUUGUCGUCACUGGGAGCAAAGACGAGACUAUUCACAUUUAUGACCUGAAAAAGAAGAUAGAGCAUGGGGCUCUGGUACAUCACAAUGGCACAAUUACCUGCCUGAAAUUCUUUGGCAGCAGGCACUUAAUCAGUGGAGCAGAAGAUGGGCUCCUGUGCAUCUGGGAUGCCAAAAAAUGGGAAUGUCUGAAGUCCAUCAAAGCUCACAAAGGACAGGUGACUUUCCUUUCUAUUCACCCGUCUGGCAAGUUGGCUCUGUCCGUCGGUACAGAUAAGACGUUAAGAACAUGGAAUCUUGUGGAGGGAAGAUCAGCCUUCAUAAAAAAUAUAAAACAGAAUGCUCACAUAGUAGAAUGGUCCCCAAGUGGGGAGAAAUACAUAGUAGUCCUGUUGAAUAAAAUAGAUGUCUAUCACCUCGACACUGCAUCUGUCAGCGGUACCAUCACAAAUGACAAGAGGAUUUCUUCUGUCACAUUUCUCUCAGAUGAUGUCCUGGCAGUGGCUGGAGAUGAAGAAGCUGUGAGGCUUUUCGACUGUGAUUCACUAAUGCGCCUCUGUGAAUUUAAAGCUCAUGAAAACAGGGUGAAAGACCUGUUCAGUUUUCAAAUUCCAGAGCAUCAUGUUCUUGUAACAGCAUCGAAUGAUGGUUUCAUCAAAAUGUGGAAGCUCAAGCAGGAUAAGAAAGUUCCUCCAUCUUUGCUCUGUGAAGUGAAUACUGGUGCCAGGCUGACAUGCCUUGGAGUGUGGUUAGACAGAGUGACAGACACAAAGGACAGUCCUCCUUCAGCAGCAGAGCCCUCCCCUGUGAAUGCAGGGAAGCUGGAAAUGACUGAAGAGGAAUGUGGAGAAGAAACGUCAGAGCUAAACACAAAGAAGUUUGCUUUAACUGGUGACAGUACAAAGCUGAUGAAAGGAAGUAGCUUGGUGCCAGCCAAGAAGAGAAAAAUUACAGGAAUGUUAGAAAAAAAGAAGAGAAAAAAGAAAACAUGAACAGUAUAGUGAAUCCUGAGUUUCUCCUUCCCAAGGAAACUACUUUUUGGAUGAAUUUUCCUUUUAAAAUAUUUUACCAAACUUGUUUCUUUCUCUUUAUCUCUUUCUUUUUGGUUUUUCAAGGCAGGGUCUUGCUCUAACCCGGCUGACCUGGAAUUCACUAUGUAGUUUCAGGGUAGCCUCAAACUCAACAGUGAUGCUCUAUCUCUGCCUCCCAUGUGCUGCGAUUAAAGGCAUGUGCCAUCAUGCCCGGUUUAUUUCUUUUUUAUCAGAGUAACAACAAGAAAUUUCUUCUUUUGGAGGAAAUGUGCAACUUUAAGAAAACCACUUUUACGUGGUGUUUUUAUUUUUAAAACUGGUAAAAUUAUUUUUGGCAGAUGCUAUUUUAUUAUAUAUUAUGGUAGUAUAUAUUAAUUGUACCAUAAUGUUUCUUGUUGUGCAGAGCUAAUAAAUCUCCCUGACAACUAAUGAGCUGUCCUCCGACUUCCAUCACGUAAGUGGAAUGCCAGUCUGGCGGCGCGGCCUUUGAGAUGCGCUGCUUUUGCUCCGCGAGGCCCUCUGGCCAGUGAUGCCUGUUGCUGCCCUCAUCACAGGCUAGCAGUUCCCGCUAGUGGCAGCCAGUGCCCCUCUGACGGAUGCCAGGCUGACAGGCACCUGUGAACAGGUUGUGUGAACGCUGUCUUCAUUUCUCUGGGACAGUGCUGAGUUCAUUGCCGGGUCAUGUACCUCAUGCUUGUUUAAGAAAUCACCGUCCAUGGGACAGGACAAAGGGAGUGGGCAUGACCAAGGCACUAUGUGUUUAUGUUUAGAAAUGGAAAACACAUUUUGUAAAUGUGUUUAUACUAAAAAGGAAAAAAUAAACAGUUUUCCAAAAUA